Molecule: messenger RNA, 1015 nt
Organism: Danio rerio (zebrafish)
Lineage: Eukaryota; Metazoa; Chordata; Actinopteri; Cypriniformes; Danionidae
Gene: cnpy2
Product: canopy FGF signaling regulator 2
Source: RefSeq, marked provisional
AUCAGUUCACCAGCGCGUGUGUGUGCGGCGAAUUUAAAGCAAAAGGUGGUUAUGGAAAAGCAGUAUCAUAUUAUUAUCUUCUGUGCACUUUUGUCUGUGCACCUAUCAUUUGUCCAAGGCGCCAGACAGGGUCAAGACGUCAAAUGUGGAGCAUGCAGGGCGUUAGUUGAUGAAAUGGAGUGGGAAAUAUCGCAAAUCGAUCCCAAGAAAACAAUCCAGACUGGAUCAUUUAGGAUCAAUCCUGAUGGCAGUCAGUCAGUACGAGAGGUCCCAUACUCUCGCUCAGAGGGUCAUCUACUCGAGUUGAUGGAAGAGGUUUGUGAGAAGAUGAAUGAUUACGGUGAACGCGUCGAUCCUGUUACUGAUCGGAAGACAUACGUGAGACACACGUCCCGGGACGGCACGGCAAUGGACCUCUCUGAUGUGGCGUUUGACUCCAGAGUCAGCUCCAGCUUAAAGUUUGCUUGUGAAACAAUCGUGGAGCAGCAUGAGGAUGAACUUAUUGAAUUCUUUGCUCAUGAGACGGACAAUGUAAAAGACAAGCUCUGCAGUAAGAGGACAGAUCUCUGUGACCACGCGCUGAACAUCCAUCAUGAUGAGCUCUAACACGAGUCUGCAGCUUCACCUAUGGAGAAUAAUGUGUGAGGAAGCUGAGCCUAUGUAAUGUACUGGACCCCAUGGGUUACUGUUGACCUGUUCAGCUGUAUCAAUGGCUUCUCCAUCACAACUGUUCAUCGUCAUCAAUUAAAGCUGACUUUCUACAGCUGAAGCGAGAUCUCUUCUCGAGUCUCUCCAAUGGCGUACUUUUGUAUUUAAAACACAUUUGAGUGCACUUAGUGUUUAGUUUAGAAAACGUCUUGCAGGAUAUUUAUUAAAAGCGCAGAGUUCUUAUUAGUUUGUCUUUGUAUUUGAAUCUGACCAGAUUACUAGUCUUAAAGGGCUCGUUCACACAAAAAUGAAAAUUCUGUCAUCAUCUAUUGAUGUUUGAGAUGGUUUCUUCUGUCUAACAAAAAAA